AUGAGCCACAAUCUCUGGCGCUGCCUUCUCGAAGACGAUGUCGAUACGUUUCGGCAAUACCUGGCGAACGCCACCUUCGCCUCCGGCGCUCCCAGAGCUUCCGGCACUGGCCAAGUUGGCGGUACUGCGCUGAGAAUUGGUAGCCCAGGAACCUUGGCCGUUUCCCCAAAGACGCCGCUGAAGUCGCGAAAGAGUUCGGGCAAUGCUCCUAGUAGCACCACACCGGGCAAGAGUGCGGGAUUGACCCUCACUCGAGCCGAGGUGAAUACCAAGGACACCUUUGGGAGAACGAUACUGCACCAUGCUGCGUCGUCAAGAUCGGAAGAUGCGCUGGCUUUCGUGAAGGCUUUGCUGGAAAUGCCAAUAUUGGAUCUUUAUGCCCAGGAUAUCGAGAGUGGAUGGACUCCACUACAUCGAGCGCUGUACUUUGGCAACAUUUCCAUCGCCCAUGCUCUUAUGGCUCGGGACAUCCACGAUGCCACGGACUACACUACCAACACUCAGCGUACCCAUGCGGGAGGCUUGGUGAGAAUCAAGGAUCGCGAGGGCAAUAGUCCCUUCGAAGUUUUCGGUCUGACCAUCGCCCCUCGCUCUAUCCAUCAGGACCCCUCAACUCUGCCCUCUGGUGUCAGUGACAACGAUAGCACCAACGGUGUGGACUACAAUGAAGACGGUCGAGAGGACAAGAGGACGACGGGGCACAAUGUCACUCUGGUCGAUUUGGUCGGCGACGAAGUGUACGCUUUUGGAAGCAACAAAAACCUUUCCCUGGGCGUAGGAGACGGGGAUGACAGACAUUUUCCGGAGCGUCUCCAAUUUGUGCGACCCGAUCACUUGCUACGUCGUCUUCUUGAUGACCAUCUAGCGGCGAGACAGAAAGCAUUGGUCAAUGAAGAUCUAGCCUCGAGUGCCGGUGAUGUUCGGCUACAGAGCGAUAUUCCGGCCAUCAUACGCUAUCGACCUAUCGCGAUCCAGAAUGUGGUCAUGUCAAAGCUUCAUACCGCCGUGUUGACUGACGAUCCGAUUUGCAAUCUCUACAUGUGUGGCUUCGGUCGCGGUGGCCGGUUAGGUACUGGCGACGAGAACACCUCCUUCACGUAUCAGUGCAUUCAGACCGGCGGGCUCGCCAGGCGUCGCAUCUCUGCAAUAGCUCUCGGCCAAGAUCACACUGUGGCGGUUUGCUCACAAGGUGAAGUCUACACCUGGGGGAGUAAUCGAUACGGGCAAUUGGGAUAUUCCCUACCAGAGGUCCCCCAGAACGAGGUUCCGAUGCAAUUGACACCACGUCAGCUGUAUGGAUUUAUCAAAAAGGAGCUCAUAAUAGGUGCAGCAGCUUCUGCAACACAUUCAGCCAUUUACACCUCGGACGCGCUCUACACCUUUGGCAAAAAUGAGGGUCAACUUGGAUUGAUGGAUGCAGAUGCACGCUCACUUGAGAUGCAAGUACUACCACGUCGAAUAGGCGUGUCGGUGCUGCAAUCAUCCAUUCAAUCAGUCAGUGCAAUCGACCGUGCCACGAUUGUUCUACUUGAGAACCACGAGGUCAUUGUCUUCACUCAUUAUGGCUGGACCAAGGUGGUUUUUCCGCUGGAGACUUUCGCCAAUUACUACAUCUCCGACACGUCACCUACAGCUUACAAUAUGGAGUCGAAUUAUAUCAAACAGAUCACCAGUGGCGGAAACACGAUAUGUGCGAUGUCUUCUUACGGGGAGGUAUUCUCCAUCGAGGUCCCCAAGGCGGAGAAUGUGCCGUCACACAUGUCAACGACCAAUCCCACCAAGGCGCGCAACGCUCUCCCUCAGCCUUCACGCUUGUGGUCGAUCCGUAAGGCUCAUAUGUCUGCUGUCGACGUUGCCGUUGGUCAGCACGGCUCGAUCAUUCUUUGCACAGCUUCCGGAUCGGUUUGGCGCAAGGAAAAACGCGCCAACAUCAAAAAUGUUCGAGAAAUGAACACUGGCACGGCACGACCGAAAGACUAUAAGUUUGUUCGAAUUCCUAACUUGACAGGGGCCGUCGCUGUCAGGAGUAAUGCUUACGGAGCAUUCACUGCUGUGCGGAAAGACUGCACUGUCACGCGUGAUCAGAUCAUUCCUGAUCCACCGUCUCUCUGGAAUGAUGUGCGCUCAUUACUUCCCUUUGCAGCAUAUGGGAAAGUCGAUACGAGAUCAACAUCAAAUGCUGACCCGGCUAGUAUUUGCCGAGCCAUCAUCCGCACGCCAUCUGCAGAGGAGGACAUCCUGGAUAUCUGCAAGCAAUACGAGCCUUUGGCACAAAGCCAGUACGAUCUGUGGGUCACGUCAAACCUCACCGAUGUCCGAAUCCCGGUCCAUUCUUUUAUUCUCACGGCGAGGAGCCGUGUCAUGCGAAGCGCAUUGGCUGAAUUCCAGGAAACAUACUACUUCUCCAUUGCGGAUGUCGUCUCAAUUCAAUACGGACAAGAUGGUCAAAUAGAGGUGCAAUUACAGGGUGCCGACUUCUUGACCCUCGUCAACCUAGUGUUUUAUCUAUAUACGGAAAAUCUGGUUGACGUGUGGCACUACACAUCUAAGGCAUUACAUCUCGCUUCCCGCUAUCGAGCCGUCCGCAUUGAGCUGAUGAAGAUCGCGGCUCAUCUUGAAUUGCGACAAUUGGAGCGUGCUGUGAGAACCAUGGUUGAUCCAGCUCUCAGUCUUAACAAUGACAUGGACCUUGCUAUCCUCGAGACCAACUUUUUUUCAGACGCCGAUGUUCUGAUUGAACUUGCAGAUGGCGCCGAACUGCCCGCACACAGUGUGCUGCUCUGUAUUCGAUGUCCGUUCUUUGACAGACUUUUCAACGGCCGAGCCGGUGGGCUGUGGAUGUCUACAAGACGCACCGCGGCCGAGGAUAAGUCUGAAGCAGUACGGGUGGAUCUCAAACAUAUUGAUGAAAGAACCUUCAGAAUGCUGCUACGACAUCUCUACGCCGAUACUGGAGAAGAGCUCUUCGACGAUCUUGUCACCCAGAGCCUGGGUGAGUUUAUCGACGUGGUCAUCGAGUUGAUGGCUGCUGCCAACGAACUGAUGCUGGACCGACUAGCACAGAUCUGUCAGCAGACCCUCGGCAGAUAUGUGAACGUGAGAAACGUUUGUUCACUCCUCAACACUGUUGCCGAGUGUUCGGUGGACAGUUUCAAACGGGCGGCACUCGAGUAUAUCUGUCUCAACCUCGAAAGCUUGUUGGAAAUGAAACUGCUUGACGAAUUGGACGACGAACUGUUCUCUGAACUUGAUGAAGUUGUGCAGGCAAAUCAGUUGGCUUAUCUCCCCUUCGCACGUAGCGAACGUUGCGAGGCCCAACUCCUGGAAAAGCACCCGGACCUACUCGAUAAGAUUGAGGCCGGAAGACAGAGGAGGAUAGAUUCCAUGAGGUUGAGAUCGAGGCUAGUGGACGAUGAGCAGCGAUAUGCUGUGACCGCCAAAUUCCGGAUUGGAAGUGUGGAACGGCAAACACCUUCCUCCGUCGCUAGGAGCUAUAUACCUGUACCGGGCGCUGACUCGCCGGCCAGCACUCCAAGUGCAAGCCCAGCCAUCAUGGCAAAUGACGCCGGUGACUACCUGCCAUUUGAUAUGGACGAUGAAAAGUCAUACUUUUUGCCCAGCCCCGCCACCACUGGAACACGACAUUCAGACACCCCAAUAGGUUCAUUCCGAGAAAGCCCUAAACCUUCGGCAAAGGCUCGAAAAUGGGAUGAUGGAUCCCUCUCUGCCCGAGACACGUCUCAAGAGGAGCUUGCGACCUCGCCACUCUCCGCUAGUGAGCAUCCUGUGAUCCCAAAUACUCCUGUGAUGCGCCGAAAUGGAUUUGAGCGAAGGGCAACUUGGCAAAUGCCCACACCAACCGCCACCAAGAAUGACUUGAAGGGUAUAAUGGAACAAGCCUCGGCGUCUCGGAUAUCCCAUCUGACCCAAGCAAUGAAGACAGCCUCGACCCCGUCUAAGGCAACGACCAAGGUGUCGCAGAAAGAGAGGAAGCGACAACAGCAGCUAAUGAAGCAACAAGAGGCUAGGAGUCUAGAGGCGAACAGCGCAUGUACCAAGGUUGAGACCAAAACACCUUCAUCUCCGUGGCAGGCUGUUCCAAAGACACCCAACCCCAACCCCUCGCCAGGUAUUCCGAACCAGUCCCCUGAUUCAGCAUCCGCCAGAAAGGUGCCAUCCAAGCAGUCCCUUACUAUGCGACAAACUGUGGCCGGAGGGAGCCUAAGUCCCAGCUCUGGGCCAGCCAGGGCGAGUCCAAGAGGCGUUCCUGCCAGCAUUACAUCCCCGUCUAAAGCGGCGCCGCCGCAGAUCCAGUCGAUCCGCCACACUCCGUUGCCAUCCAGAACGACAUCGGCGAUUGACGCACGCACAUCGAUGGCGGAGAUUCUAUCCCAGCAGCAGAUAGAGAAGAUAGCAGUCAAAGAGGCCACCGCCAAAAGAUCAUUGCAAGAGAUUCAACAAGAACAAGAGUUCCAGGAAUGGUGGGACAACGAGAGCCGACGGGUACAGGCAGAAGAAGCCCAGGCCAAUCCGGCAGCCGCCCGGCGUGGUAAGGGCGGUCGCGGUCGAGGUGGACAUGGUGCAGGAAGUGGCAAAGGGAAGGCAGCAACAGGAACAGAGUCGACGGGCCCAGAGGGAGCGGUGGCAGCGUCUCCAACGGAUUCUGGACGGAGAAGCGGUGGCCCACGGCACAGUGACGGUCGGGGGCGGGUCCGUGGAAACACACCGCAACGAGGGACAAGGCAUCAAUAG
Capronia epimyces CBS 606.96 is the source of this 4752-nucleotide messenger RNA. RefSeq lists its product as uncharacterized. The transcript has a single exon. NCBI's taxonomy places the organism in Eukaryota, Fungi, Ascomycota, Eurotiomycetes, Chaetothyriales, Herpotrichiellaceae. Gene Ontology annotation, molecular function: protein binding. Bases 1 to 4752 code for a protein of 1583 amino acids. The record is from RefSeq and is a predicted model, not a curated record.